Messenger RNA from Symbiodinium sp. CCMP2592, 1332 nucleotides. Lineage: Eukaryota; Dinophyceae; Suessiales; Symbiodiniaceae. The record is from the annotation of a GenBank genome assembly.
AUGCAUCGACUCGUCUUAUUUGGCACCUGGCUUCUCCUGACUUUCUCGUGGCUGCUAUUUGCUUUGUUCUACUUGGACAACCCUCAUCAACAUGGAGGCCAUCGUCUCCCAAGAUACCGGACAUGUGUAACGCAGUGUGAAGCAGGCUGCACAGAGCGUGCAGAAGAAGAGCUACUGGUCGGGCUGUUUGAAUGGACAUGCAGCGAGGAGUGUGCUCACUGGUGCGAGGUUGCAGACAGCGAAGCUCGUGCCAGUCUUCAAGAGCCACAGGUCAAAUACAGUCGGGGACGUUGGGCAUUCUACCGUUUUUGCUACAUGGAAGAGUUCCUCUCCGUGUUGUUUUCUCUGCUGAAUGGCCUGCCGUAUCUCUACUAUGCCGCUAGAGGCACGUAUUCUGAUCAUUGGCUGGGAUCAGUCUUGAAGGUGAGUGCGGCCUUCCACAUCAUCACCUGGAUGCUGUCUGCUCUGUUUCACGCCCGUCCCACAGCUUUCUUUGAACACCUGGAUUACUUAGGAGUGAUCCUGACUUGCCUAGUGGAGUUUUUCACCGUUUUGCUGCGAGUUGCAGAUUGCAGAAAUGGCAGAGCUUGCAACCUGGCCCUUUCUGGCGGUGCGCUCCUCUUCGGUGCCUAUUCUGUAGGUAUGCCUAUUCUGAGCUUUCCAUGGCGUGUUCAGCAACUCAUUUCACAGGGUGUGCUUGGCAUGACUGCUGCCCUGUGGAUUUGGUAUGGUGUCCGGGAACGGCACAACCCUCUGACACAGCACAUUGCGAUGCCGUGGGCAUUCUUGCUCCUUUUCUGUGUUCUGGAGCUUGUCGAUCUUCCUCCUUUCGAUAUGCCCGGCCCUCUCUACGGUUUGGUCGAUUCUCAUUGCCUCUGGCACCUGGUGACGAUCCCCAUAAAUACGUGGAUUGUUUACGGAUGGACCCUGGAGGGCGAUGCUGAGCGAAAAGACAAGAAAGGUGUUGAACGACCGUGCCUGCACUGGCGGAAUGCCGAACAACGUGCUAUCAUUUGGACAGCUUUCUUUCUUAUUGUAUUCAGCGUGGCAGUAGUUCCAACAUGGUUGCAGAGUGGUCAGCUUUGCUCCCAGCACGCUCGUUGCAGACGAGAGCUGCGCCCAUCAUGGCUUGGAAGUAUGGAUCUCUCAGAUCCUCAGUGGAGGGCCUUUCGGGAGAAGUUGCCAAUCUUGGCGGCCGUAGCAGUCAGCACAACUCUUCUGCGCAGAGCCUGUCCUCGACUGAAGCCGGUGGUAGCUUUGCUGUACUGCUUGGUGCUGCAUGGCCUCGGUUCCAUGACUCAGCACUGUGUCGAAUUGGUGUCCCACUCGUGA